AUGGAGCACAGCCUUGCCGAGGACUCACCCUCGACCGUAUCAACAACUCAGUCCACGGUCUUCCGUCUCAUGGAUCUGCCACCAGAAUUACGUGAGGAGAUAUAUUACCACGCCUCGCCAUCAUUCCCACCUCUGGAGACCAGCAAACCAGACAUCGCUCGAGUUCCGGCGAUUGCACAGCUAUCACGGCAGACUCGGAACGAAGCAUUGGCCAUCUUCUACAAAAACAGAGACAUCCACAUGCGUCUCCACACGGAUGAAGAUAUCCUGAGUGCAACAGGCUGGCUGGACGCCUGUGCGAAGAAUGCCGAACUAUCCCACAAGAUCACCAUUUCCGGGCUCUUCACUCGUUUGAGCACCUUCACUCUUGUCAUAUCGUGCCAGAAGAAAGAUCCUCAGUUUACCGUGGACGUUCAAUCUAGCAUCGAGGAGGAGUUUCGGGGAAUCGUCAAACACACGAAGAAAGGUGUCCGCAUAAUGAAGGACGAAGUCUCGAACUACCUGGAAAAUAAGACAGUGCGGCGUCCAGAGGACCGCAGAGGUCGGCUAACUGUGGGCGAGAUGAGGUCCAUUGUGAACAUUGUGCGGAAAGUCGCAGGCUGUGGUUGA
This is a messenger RNA of Zasmidium cellare ATCC 36951, 609 nucleotides long. RefSeq lists its product as uncharacterized. Bases 1 to 609 code for a protein of 202 amino acids. The record is from RefSeq and is a predicted model, not a curated record. Lineage: Eukaryota; Fungi; Ascomycota; Dothideomycetes; Mycosphaerellales; Mycosphaerellaceae. The transcript has a single exon.